Molecule: messenger RNA, 1419 nt
Organism: Dalotia coriaria
Lineage: Eukaryota; Metazoa; Arthropoda; Insecta; Coleoptera; Staphylinidae
Product: eukaryotic translation initiation factor 4E-1A-like
Exons: 5
Coding region: 133-762 (209 amino acids)
Biological process (GO): translational initiation
Cellular component (GO): eukaryotic translation initiation factor 4F complex; cytoplasm
Molecular function (GO): translation initiation factor activity; RNA 7-methylguanosine cap binding
Source: RefSeq, a predicted model, not a curated record
CGAUACGUACAGUACGCACAAACGAUUCAGUAGGGAAUUUAUUAUGUUGGCAAUAGUGAACGGAGGACUCUGAAAUCUGUACAUUUUAUAACCUAUACGUUCGUUUUUGUGCUGCGAUCGGUCUUCAUCAAAAUGUCUACGAACAAUAUUGAAACCGAGAAUGAAAGAAAUGAAGAUAAGGAGCAGGACAUUGUUGACCCUGUUGACUUUUCCAUUAAGCAUCCCUUGCAGAACAAGUGGACACUUUGGUAUUUUGAAAAUGAUCGUACCAAUACCUGGGAGAAGAACCAGAAAGUGAUUGCUUCCUUUGACACAGUGGAAGAUUUUUGGAGUUUAUACAAUCACAUUAAAUUGGCAAGUGAGCUGAGGCAGGGAUGUGAUUACUCCUUAUUCAAGCAUGGUGUCAGACCAAUGUGGGAGGAUGAGACUAAUAAACGAGGUGGCAGAUGGCUUAUUAGCCUAGAUAGAAAACAGCGCGGAAAUGAUUUAGACCGAUUUUGGUUAGAUAUUAUUUUAUGCUUAAUUGGUGAAGCAUUUGAGAAUUCUGAUGAUGUAUGUGGUGCUGUAGUCAAUAUUAGGUCAAAGGGUGAUAAAAUUGGGAUAUGGACUAAGAAUGCCACUCGUUCCGAAGCAGUGCUAGAAAUCGGGCGUAAGCUGAAGGAGCGCCUCCGUAUAAAACCCAAGGAUCAAAUUGGUUAUCAAGCCCACAAGGACACGAUCGAUAAGGCCAGCUCAAUGACCAAAACAUCGUACAAUAUAUAAAAAGUGAACUCAGCGACGCCCUCAGAUCAACCCAGAGCAAUCGUAUGCGAGAUUAUUGAAAAGCACGAAGUUUAAUUUGCGGCCCAUUAUGAUUUUUAAGUUACUAUCCCGCAACGAAUAUGUUUCCAUCCAUAGGUUGAUCGAUGCGUAGUUACAAUUUGCUACUUAUAUUUUCCGGCACGCCGAGUCCGAAAACUGAUGUUGUGUACUUGUUAGGUACCGUAUAUAGUUCUUGUCUGUCAGCCUGUCUUUAACCACAAUAGUAAUGUCAACUUGCUAAUAACUGUUUUGUCGGUCGGUUGCCUUCGAGAUAUUAUUUUUUUGCCCCAGUAUUGAUUUUAUUUUUCAGUUUUGGCAGUAUACAUACAGAUUUUUUGUUUAUUAUGCUUGGGAACCGAACUGAGAAAAUCACGUUUAUGAUCAUGCAACUUUCCUUGUGGUGUAAAUGAUUAUAUUAUAAAAAAUAACAUGUUUUAAUUUUUAUUUAUAUAAAUAUAACUACAAACUUUCACAUGACAUGAGUAUGCACUUACGCAUAUGAAUAUAAUUAAAAAUAUUUAAAAUGCAUUUAUUCAUGUAAUCUUUGGGAUUUUAUUAAAAGUUGAGAUUUCAACUUUCAAAUGGGACUGCGGAACAAAUAUAACUUUCAAACGAUAA